Messenger RNA from Eimeria tenella, 382 nucleotides. RefSeq lists its product as uncharacterized. The annotation marks the transcript as partial. Lineage: Eukaryota; Apicomplexa; Conoidasida; Eucoccidiorida; Eimeriidae. The record is from RefSeq and is a predicted model, not a curated record. The transcript is spliced from 3 exons.
AUGUCCGCAGCAGCAGCAAAAGAAAUCAAGCUUUGCUGCUGCGGCCAGAAGACACUGAUUUGCUGCUACCAGGGGCCCCUGGGGGCAGCAGCAGGACGUGCAUGCGCUGCUGGGUGGCUGUGGGGCCCCUGUACUGCAGCAGCUGCAGCAAAUACUUGUGUGGGCCUUGUGCUGCUGCGCUGCACUGCGGGGAAAGUGUGGGGCCCCACAAAGUGGGGACAGCAGCAAGAGCCCUUGAGGUGGACGUACACCUCAGCACUCCCCUCAGGAAGCAGCAGCAGCAAGACAGCUUCGCCCUCGACGUCAAAGUCCCCGCUGCAAGGGGAAUCCACUGCCAGCGCCACGAAAAUGAGCCCGCCAAAUACGCUUGCGUGGACUGCGG